Messenger RNA from Erpetoichthys calabaricus (reedfish), 2346 nucleotides. It is a transcript of the gene wsb1, whose product is annotated as WD repeat and SOCS box containing 1. The transcript is spliced from 9 exons. Gene Ontology annotation, molecular function: protein binding. NCBI's taxonomy places the organism in Eukaryota, Metazoa, Chordata, Cladistia, Polypteriformes, Polypteridae. The coding region runs from base 260 to 1525 and encodes 421 amino acids. Gene Ontology annotation, biological process: intracellular signal transduction. The record is from RefSeq and is a predicted model, not a curated record.
UAUUAGAACAACAUAGGAGUAGGAGUAGCGUUAGAUUUUAGGUGGCAUGCUAAUGCAGUGAAUCAUCUCUUUUGGUUUUUUUCUAUAACCGCAAAACUUACAAAUACCUUUUUUUUUCUUCAUCUUCAUUGCAGUAUUGCACAUAGUAUUAGGGGUUUUGAAGCAAUUCGCCUCGAAGGUUUUGUUUGGCGCUGGUUAUCUAGUCCGAUUGUGUCAGCUUGCAUCUUGUGAACUUUCACUGCUGCUUGUGUCAAUUUAGAUGGCCAGCUUCCCAGCCUUUGUCAACGAAAAUGAUAUAGCAAAGGCCCGGUCAAUAGGAGAUCUCUUAACACCGGCUGCCCCUUUUGACCAAAAGUCUGGCCGGGAGACGUGGACUGUUGCUUUUGCCCCAGAUGGUUCUUACUUUGCUUGGUCUCAGGGUCAUCGUAUAGUGAAGCUUGUUCCUUGGUCCCAGUGCCUCAGCAGCUUCUUACUAGUUGGAAACAGUGUCAACAAUGUUGCAAACAGAAGACUGUCUCGACAGAACAGUGAUGGACAGCAAAAGAAUGUUCCUCGGGAGCACACAAUAGACUGUGGGGAUAUUGUCUGGGGCCUGGCAUUUGGCUCCUCUGUGCCUGAGAAACAAAGUCGAUGUGUUAACAUAGAAUGGCAUCGGUUCAAGUUUGGUCAAGACCAACUUCUGCUCGCUACUGGACUUAACAAUGGCAGAAUCAAGAUCUGGGAUGUUUAUACAGGCAAACUACUGCUAAAUUUAAUGGAUCACACUGAAAUAGUCCGUGAUCUAACAUUUGCUCCAGAUGGCAGUCUCAUUUUGGUGUCUGCAUCACGAGAUAAGACAUUGAGAGUUUGGGAUCUUAAAGAUGAUGGAAACAUGAUGAAAGUUCUCAGGGGUCACCCAAGCUGGGUGUAUUCCUCUUCCUUCUCCCCUGAUUCCUCAAUUUUGUGCUCUGUUGGAGCCAAUAAAGCAGUGUUCUUAUGGGAUAUGGACAAAUAUACAAUGAUUCGUAAACUGGAAGGCCAUCACAAUGAUGUUGUUUGUUGUGAAUUUUCUCCUGAUGGUGCCUUAUUGGCUACUGCUUCCUAUGACACACGUGUUAUUGUCUGGGAUCCUCAUAUUGGUGUUGUAUUAUUGGAGUUGGGACACCUUUUCCCUCCUCCAACUCCAAUAUUUGCUGGAGGUGCCAAUGAUCGGUGGGUGAGGUCAGUCUCCUUUUGUCACGAUGGCCUUCAUAUUGCAAGCAUUUGUGAUGAUCGGAUGGUGAGGUUCUGGAGCAUUGAUGAGACCUCUCCUCAAGCAGUUGCACCUCUGAGCAAUGGUUUGUGCUGUGCCUUUUCAACUGAUGGUAGCGUUUUAGCUGCUGGGACUCGUGAUGGCAGUGUUCACUUUUGGGCAACUCCACGGAAAAUAUCUAGCCUCCAGCAUCUGUGCCGAAUGUCACUUAGAAGAGUGUUAUCUACACAAGAGGUUGAGAAACUGCCUGUCCCGUCAAGAAUGGUGCAAUUUCUGUCUUACAGGAUUAUUUAAGUUUUUAAGCCAGUGGAGUUCCAAGUUGAUCAAAGAAAAUUGUGCCGAACAUAUUGUUACAUUUUUAUUUGUGUAUAUGUUUGUACAUAGAGUUUAAAGCACUUGUAAUUUAAAUAAAAAUACAAAUAGUGUUGGAACUUGACAAUGUCAAGCAUUGUAAAGAUGGUCAUGAAAUUCUUACUUUUGAGGUGGCCUUUUCAGAUCUUGGAGAUCUCUUCAGGUUUUUUGAAUUUUUUUUAUAGUGUUUCGUUUUUUUGUUUUGAACAUGCUUAAAAUAUAUUCAUUUAAGAUGGUUAUCAAAGUCGAAACACAAUUGGACUAUAAUGUCUCUAUGGAUUAUCAUAUCAAACAUUUUUGUUUACUUAUAUUUAUGUUAACUUGUAAGUGUUUUUUUUUUCUGGUUUAAAGCUGUACUGAGCUGUAAAUAUUUUUGCAAGAGCUUUGGAUAAUUAUGUGAUAAUAGUUUGGAUGAUAUUUGGUCAUGCUUCUGCAAAGCUGCUCCUACAAUUGGAAGUAAGUGGGAUAGUCAUGUUGUGGCCGUUAACACCUAGUGAGCCUCACACCUUCACUUGCACAGCCCAAAAGGCACCCCCACCCCCACAACCUCCUGCAAAAAAACAUCUAGUGGUUUAUGUGAAGGAUUUAACUUUCGUUUUUUUCCUUUAUGCUGGUACCAAAGAAGUUUUCUUGGCAGCAAAACAGUGUUUGGAUGAAAUGUGUAAAUGGUCAUCUGCAUUUACUUAGGAGGAUAGUUGUUUCAGCUAGUAAUUCCAUAUCUUGCUUUAAACUUCAGAGCUUAAUAUGUAUUUAAAAAAAGAAAA